ACGUUAAGAAAUUAUGAACUUGUUAGAAAUCCAAAAGAAGCACAAAAACAAGCGAAACCGAACGUACAUGCUAAUUUAAAUUCGUUGUCUGUUACACUCAAGAUGAUAUGGAUGUAUUUUGCUUGGUUAAAUAUUUGA
Racocetra persica is the source of this 138-nucleotide messenger RNA. The record is from the annotation of a GenBank genome assembly. NCBI's taxonomy places the organism in Eukaryota, Fungi, Glomeromycota, Glomeromycetes, Diversisporales, Gigasporaceae.